UGUCCUUUUCUUCAAUCUUCAUUUCUUUAUUGCGAUUUUGAGCUAGCUACCGGCCAACCAUGGUCGUUCUUGGGUUUUUGCCCAUUGUAUUACCUCUCAUUUUAUUAGGAAUAAGCUUGGCCUUUGUUCUCCCUCGUUUUCUCACAAGAAACAAGCCUGCAAACGUACCCAAUGGAACCAUGGGCUGGCCUCUCUGUGGAGAGACUCUUGCCUUUCUCAAGCCUCAUAGAUCAAACUCCAUGGGCACCUUCUUGCAAGAACGCUGCUCUAGGUAUGGGAAAGUUUUCAAAUCACAUCUCUUUGGUUCUCCUGCUAUAGUUUCUUGUGACCAUGAGUUCAACUUGUUUAUCCUUCAGAAUGAAGAGAAGUUGUUUCAAGCCAGCUACCCCACAGCCAUGCAUGGCAUUCUUGGCAACUUCUCAUUACUUCUCGUCUCUGGAGACCUUCAUAAGAAGCUAAGAAGCAUCGCUGUUAGCUUCAUCGCGGUGUCAAAGUCGACCCCCAGCUUUCUUCAUUGUGUGGAAAAGUUUGCUAUCUCAAUGAUGGAAUCAUGGAAAGAGUGUAAAGAAAUUGCCUUUCAUAAAGAAGUUAGAAAGUUUACACUCAAUCUCAUGGUGAAGACCCUUCUAAGUAUUGAACCAGAAGAACCAGUAGCCUCCAAGAUACUAAAAGAUUUUCGAACUUACAUGAAAGGGUUUGUAUCUUUGCCACUAGACUUUCCUGGAUCUCCUUAUACAAAAGCAGUAAAGGCAAGAGCAAGACUUUCUUCCACUGUCAGAGAGAUUAUUAAAGAAAGGGAAAAGGAGAUCAGUGUGGCGCCAAAAGGAGACUUUUUGGAUGUUAUUUUAUCAAAACAGAGGCUAAGCGAUGAAGAAACUAUAAGUAUUGUAUUGGACAUCUUGCUUGGAGGCUAUGAGACAACCUCGACACUCAUUUCUUUAAUUGUUUACUUUCUUGGGCAUGCACCGGCGGCUUUUGAAAGCGUGAAGAAAGAACAUGAAGCUAUAAGAAGAAGCAAAGAGGAUGGCAAACCCUUGGACUGGGAAGAUUACCAAAAAAUGGAGUUUACCCAAAAUGUCAUGUCAGAAGCUAUGAGAUGUGGGAACGUUGUCAAGUUUGUCCACCGCAAAGCUCUUCAAGAUGUCAAAUAUAAAGAAUAUUUCAUUCCUUCAGGAUGGAAAGUCUUACCAGUGUUUACAGGGGCACAUUUUGAUCCAUCCCUUCAUGAAAACCCUUUCGAGUUUAAUCCGUGGAGAUGGACUGAUAAAGCGACAAGCAAAAAGGUGGUGCCAUUUGGUGGUGGACCUCGGCUAUGUCCAGGGGCCGAGCUAGCUAAAGUGGAGAUUGCAUUCUUCCUCCAUCAUCUUGUCCUUUGUUAUAGGUGGGAAAUAAAAGCAGAUGAGUUCCCUGUUGCUUACCCUUAUGUGGAAUUCCGCAAAGGAUUGCUUUUGGAGAUUGAACCAGCAGGCAGGCACAAACCAUAAUGGGAAAGGAAAGGCCGGGACUGCAGAACCUUGAUUAAUUACAGUUAAUGGUUGAACAUCAAUGUAUGUUGAAAGAAAUUGUUAUGAGGUCAGAUUUAAUUAGUGUAAUUAAUUAGUCAGCUGUAGAAAGAAGAAAAUGGAGUGGUAAUUAAGAAUUUAAGUUGUAGAAAUUUCAGCAUAUGGAAUUUAAAUAAUGCUAGUGAUUUCUAGCAAGUAAUUUUCUCUUUA
Hevea brasiliensis (rubber tree) is the source of this 1712-nucleotide messenger RNA. Its product is annotated as cytochrome P450 724B1. The transcript is spliced from 9 exons. Bases 60 to 1484 code for a protein of 474 amino acids. NCBI's taxonomy places the organism in Eukaryota, Viridiplantae, Streptophyta, Magnoliopsida, Malpighiales, Euphorbiaceae. Gene Ontology annotation, biological process: sterol metabolic process. Gene Ontology annotation, molecular function: heme binding; oxidoreductase activity, acting on paired donors, with incorporation or reduction of molecular oxygen; monooxygenase activity. The record is from RefSeq and is a predicted model, not a curated record.